This is a messenger RNA of Ipomoea triloba (trilobed morning glory), 1461 nucleotides long. RefSeq lists its product as uncharacterized. The transcript has 10 exons. Bases 1 to 1461 code for a protein of 486 amino acids. Lineage: Eukaryota; Viridiplantae; Streptophyta; Magnoliopsida; Solanales; Convolvulaceae. The record is from RefSeq and is a predicted model, not a curated record.
AUGGGUAUGUACUCUUUGGCCACCGAGUUGUCUACCUUCAAAAAGACAAGUGCAAUCAAGGUAAGGGUGAUACGUACCUAUUUGGUUCCAUUACGGAAAGGAUCCAGUGAAAUAAAAAGCAAGGAGAUUGUAUUUCACGACUCAGAGGGCACGGUCAUACAUGCUACUGUACCAAAAUCUCUUAUAGACAAAUUCAUUAACAGUUUUGAGGAAUGCAAAGUGUAUGCUGUUAAAAAUUUCUUUGUGGUCUCUAAUUGUUUGGUCUACAAGACCAGUUUGCAUGAAUAUAUGAUGCAGUUCAACCAUGACACCAUUUGGAAAGAAAUUAGGUCAGACAAUUUCCCGUGGCACAUGUACAGACUAAAGUCCUUCCCUUCUCUGAGAGGUAACCCAUCUUUAAAUGAGAAGGAGCUUAUUGACAUUAUUGGUCGAGUGGUUGAAAUUCAUGCACCGGAACAAAAGACCUUCAGUGGUCAUAAUGCCAAACUGAUUGACUUUGUUCUGGAGGAUUCACUGGGAAAUAGGAUAAGUUGUACCUUUUGGGAUGAUUAUGUGCCUAAAAUUGAGGCAUACUAUCAAUGUGAAUUGACUGAUCCGGUGGUAGUGCUGAUCCAGUUCUGUAGGAUAAAGUAUGGUGUUAGAGAUGGUGAUGUCAAGAUUUGCUCCGCAUAUGAUGUUACACAAGCUCUGUUUGACCUGGAUAGUCAGGAAUUUAAAAGCUUUAGAGAAAGUCUUAGAGACCCUGAGUAUCAAACACCCAUGCGAAGCAUAGCUUCAUUCUCAAGUCUCAGUUACAACAACACUGGUGAAGAGUCCACAAGUCAUCAAAUGGAUCUGGUGACAAUAACUGAACUAUAUACCAUGGAUAAGAUUGGUGAAUUUUGGGUGGCUGCUAAGAUUAGUGGGAUCGAGUCUCCCAAUGAUUGUACAUGGGAGGAUGGGGUUCUAAGGUUUAAAGUUCAGUUAAGAGUUGUUGACAUGAAGGGUAAUGCUUCUUUCAUGCUUUGGGAUCGGGAUGCAUCUGAGCUUAUAGGUAUUGCUGCAAGUGACCUACAUGAGUUGCAUAAGGAUAGAACUAGGCCUCCGAAGCAGAUUCAAGACUUGGUGAAUAGGUGUAUGCUUUUCAGGAUUUCAGCAAAGACGGAGCAUCUUUCAAAACUGGAUAGUGCAUUUCCUGUUUUCAAAAUUAAUACUGACCAACAACUGCUGAAACAGCACUGUCCUGAAAUUCUUGGCAUUCCAGAAGAAGAGGUGAACACAGAAAUGCUAAGUCUAGAAGAUGAUGAAAUACUUGAGGGAUUUCUGAGUGAUGAGGCAGAUAGCCCUAUUGCAACUCUUCCACCUUUAAGUGGUGAAGCAGCUGAGGGGUCUGUGAAGAGGUCUUUGAUUGAUGAGUUCUCCUCAACUCAAGGGUGCAAGAAGGUUAAGCAGCAUAGGGUGAAAGUAGAGAAGAUUGACUGA